AAAUGAAGCAAUAAGGUUGGUUUGCUGAACAUGAAGCUUGCAGGGGAGGGGCUGCCUAUUUGAAGGAGAGAGGUUAGGUUAACUGUGUUGACAGAUUUAAAUAUAAAAUGUCACAAAUUGACUGAGAUUUUAUCUUCCAUAUCCGGGUUGCAUAGCAGGAUCGGAGGAUCCUUUCAUGUCAUCCCUGUGUGGACUCAGCAUGGAGCAUGAGGAGGAGGAGGGGGAACACAGCCUGGAGGAGAAAUUUGCCGCUGCGGUUAAAGUGAUCUGGACUUUGCCAGAAGAAGGUCCUUUCCAGCCCUCCGAUGACAUGAUGCUGAUGUUUUAUAGUUACUAUAAGCAGGCUACCACGGGGCCCUGUCAGAUCCCGAGACCAAAUGGCUUCUGGGACAGUCGAGGAAAAGAUAAAUGGGAUGCAUGGAGCUCUCUGGGAAACAUGACAAAAGAGGAAGCCAUGAAGAACUAUGUGGAGAACAUCCAGCUGAUUUUGGAGACCAUCCCAAUCUCAGAGGAAGUUACAGAACUGGUUCAGAGGCUAGGCAACUUCUACACUCAAGUGGAUGAAGAGGAAGAGGAGGAAGGAAACGAAAUAGACAAGAGACCCUUUACCAGACCUUUUGCAGAGCAUGCAGGGGAGCUGGCUAAACAGUUCAAGAAGCCAACACUGGAGGGCUAUGGGGAUCUUUGGGAGGACAUACAAAACGUCCAGGAGAAAGACAGAGACGGCAUCGUGCCUGGACAAGGUAUGAGCAGCGAGGAGACAGAAGGGAGGAAAACAAAAAAAGAGGAAAACGAGAUUUGGAGGAAAAAUGAAGAGAGUGAGAAUUGGAAUGAUGAAUUCAGUGACAAGAAUGGAGAGAUAAGAGGCUGGGACCCAGACCCUCACUUUUUAACAGUGCAGGACUGGGGUUGGAGGUCUGAUACUAAGGGGUCCUGCAGCAGCUUGGAGCCUAGCAUGUCCUCCUUCACCAACGGCACGCACAGCUCGCUCAACAGCGGGGUGGAGGAGGAGGAACUGGCUUGCUCCAUGGAGCCUGCUGUGCAGUAUAACCACUGCAUGCAUUUUAAUGGAUACAUCAAUGACAACCCAUAUGCUGAUCCUGAGAGGAACCAUCGCCCCAUAGAUUCGGACAAUGAGGAAUUUUGUGACUCAAUGGAGCAUCUAGCAAUGGAAGAGAUGUGCAUGCAACGACUGUCUCCAUCAAAAGGUCGAUCACCUGGGACAGGAGCAGCGUUGGUGAAGACGAGCGAUGUUUGGUUUGAGAGCAGCACAACCCUGAAAGAAGCUAAAGAUGAAAUACCAGGAGGAGGUUUCUACAUCAAAGAAAGAGUGGGUCCAAGCGGACACAGCAGCUCCUUAUCAAAAAGAGAAAUAGGUUUGCAUUCACCAACAACCACCUACAGCCCUCCACGUUGUGUAAGUGCAGGCGGUGAGUGCAGCUGUGUGAUACGAAGCAGACAUCCUGUCACUGUUACCAGGGGAAACGCAGAUAAGCAAAUAGCAGCUGCUCUGAUGAAGCUGCAGCACAACAUGACCAACGUGCUGCACAGGCUGCAUGCUCUGGAGGAGCUGACUAGAUCACAGUCAAGAUCCUCAUCUCCAAGACAAGACGGCGUUUUAUCCGUCGCUCGAAAGUUCCUCAAAAGAUUUAGGUGGCCUUUUCACCUGUCUCCACUCACUGUGGCGUUGGUGGCCGUCUGGCCUCUGAUCAGCCACUGGCUUGUUCAACUCUAUUUCCUUCGCAAAAGAAGGAGAAUUCUGUGAGAAGUCUGAUGGUUAACGGGGAUCAAAGAUGCACUGUUGUUGCACUGUGGCUUGUUUUUAGCAAACAUCCCAAAUGAAGGAUGUUGAAGCUUGGGGGAAAAGAAACCUUUUCCAAAGAGGAAACCUUUUAGAAGAGCGUGAAACGGGCUUAUUAUUGUCUGAAAUUUGAGCCCCAUCACCAGCACACUGUUAACAGUAUAUUUGAAUGUUUUAGGAAUGUAUGAAUUUAUCUGUGUUAAAUCUGUUUUAUUUUUAGAUAUUUAAAGACUUUGGGGGACUUCUGCAAACGCCACAUGCAAAAUUCAUGUAACAAGCAUUUCAUUUAAAUUAAGGCUGUGUUUAGUUUGUCAAUACAGUGAUAUGAUAAGUAUGGAGUUUUACUUACAGCUGAAGAGAUGAUUAAACAUGUGCAAUAAGUUGCUGGUAAGAAUUAAAAAUCUUCGUCCUUGUUUUUGUAGAAAUGGUUUGUGUAAUAACAAUCAAAAGAAAAAAAUUAUGCUCUGUAAACAAAUGAAAACGGAUUAAAGGGCACAGAAACACGAUGGCAACUAAGGGACUAUAAAGAAAGAAGUAUUAAAAAGCUGGAAUAAGUGUUAGUGUUUAUAAUCUAAUAAAUCUUUUGCUACGUAAACCUUA
Cyprinodon tularosa is the source of this 2401-nucleotide messenger RNA. RefSeq names its product acyl-CoA-binding domain-containing protein 5A-like. NCBI's taxonomy places the organism in Eukaryota, Metazoa, Chordata, Actinopteri, Cyprinodontiformes, Cyprinodontidae. Gene Ontology annotation, molecular function: fatty-acyl-CoA binding. Gene Ontology annotation, cellular component: peroxisome. The coding region runs from base 176 to 1765 and encodes 529 amino acids. The transcript has 14 exons. Gene Ontology annotation, biological process: fatty acid metabolic process; autophagy of peroxisome. The record is from RefSeq and is a predicted model, not a curated record.